CUUGUCGGGCCGCCUGAGGUCUGGCUGCCGCGUCCCCUGGCAGAGUUUGUGCAUGAGGAGGGAGCUGCUUCCCAUCGCUCUCACAGACCAGGCGCCAAGUGUAGCAGUCCCGUCCGCAGUCUGCCUCAGCACCUCAACCGCCCGCUAUGCCCUUGGAUACUCCCGCCCCGCUCGUCUGACUAACCGAGCACCCCCGGAUCUCCACUUUUGGACUGUCCCGCGCACUGUCCUGACUCAUCCUCCGCGCUGAAGCAUAUGGGGAAGCUCCAAGGAUAAACAGGGUGCAGGAUUUUGUUGCUACUGCAGAAGACCUGCCGGUAGUUCCCUCGGCUGCCCGGGGGGGCUGCGCGUCUGUCAGAGGCUUUAGUGUCGCAUCCGCUAUUUUGCUGAUCCACAGCCGCCUUGCAUGGAUGCAUCAUGGCUACGUUUAUAUGCAGGGUGCAGUUCUUAGAUGACACCGAUCCUUUCAACAGCACCAAUUUCCCCGAACCCACCAGACCACCUCUGUACACGUUCAGGGAAGAUAUUCCUCUGAUCAAUCAGAUUGCUGGAGUCCACCGGCUGCUGAAAGCCCCACAGAAGGCUGAUGACUGUGCCCUCCAGCUGUCCCACAAUGGGAGCUACCUGGACCUGGAGUCUACCCUGGCAGAGCAGAGAGAUGAACUGGAGGGGUUUCAGGAGGAUGGAGGGAGAGGAAGGAAGCACAGCAUCAUUCUGCGGACGCAGCUAUCAGUCAGAGUCCAUGCCUGCAUUGAAAAACUCUACAACUCAACGGGACGGGAGCUGCGGAGAGCCCUUUUUUCCCUCAAGCAGAUUUUUCAGGAUGACAAGGACCUGGUGCACGAGUUCGUGGUGGCCGAAGGGCUGACGUGUUUGAUAAAAGUGGGAGCCGAGGCCGACCAGAACUACCAGAAUUACAUCCUCAGGGCUCUCGGUCAGAUAAUGCUGUACGUGGACGGGAUGAACGGCCUCAUAUCUCACAAUGAAACGGUCCAGUGGCUCUACUCCCUGGUUGGCUCCAAGUUCCGUCUGGUGGUGAAGACGUCCCUGAAGCUGCUGUUGGUGUUCGUCGAGUACACCGAGUGUAACGCAGUGCUGCUCAUAAAGGCCGUGAACGCUGUGGAUGCCAAAAGAGGUACAAAGCUGUGGUCGAAUGUCAUGGAGAUCCUGGAUGAGAAGGACGGCGUGGACACGGAGCUGCUGGUGUUUGCGAUGACGCUCGUCAACAAGACUCUGGCAGGCCUCCCUGAUCAGGACUCGUACUAUGACAUGGUGGACUGUCUGGAAGAGCAGGGUAUCGAAACCACGGCGCAGAGACACCUGAGCAGGAAAGGCACGGACCUCGACCUCGUGGAGCAGUUCAACAUCUACGAGAUGACUCUUCGCCACGAGGACGGCGACGACGAGGCCCAGCUGCCCCCGAGCGGCAGGAAGGACCGCAGACGGGCCAGCGUCGGUGGCACCAGCGAGAGGCGAGGCCUGGAGAGGAGACGCAGCCGGAGGCACUCGCUCCAGAACAGCAGAGGUCACGCCUCGGCCCCGGCGUCGCCCAGCAGCCCUCACCCUCCCACGAGCGGCUUCCCGUCGUCCGGCGGCCAGCGCAUCGAAGACAUCAGUGAAAGAGAAGAGGAAGAGGAAGAAGAAGAGGAGGAUGAGGAGGAUGAGGAGGAGGAGGAUGAGGAGGAGGAGGAGGAGGAGGAGAAUGAGGAUGAGGAAGAGGAGGACAAGGAGGAGGCAGAUGAUGAAAGUCAUCCGGUUUCUGAGUCCUCUAGACAGGGCGCUCACAGGUAUUUUAGGCCACCUGGAUUCCCCCAGUGUGUCGCAGUUUCCCCGUUCCUCUCUGAUAGUAUCUCCCUAAGUUAUGCUCCAGUUGGAAAAUGUGACUAUUUUCUUCCUUCUCUUCUGGACUGCUGCUCUCUUGUAUUUUGUCGUCCUAGUGUGGUUCCAGCUGUAGCAGACUCUCCUAACAUGUGUAUGAACUUAAAGUGUAUGGCCAACCUCCUUCCUAAAGCCAGUGACCCUGAAGGGCAGAGAGACUAUCUCAGCGUCAAGACCAGGGCAUCUUCUCCUGUGUCCGUCGCACCUAAAAAGAGGACCUGUAGUCCUUGUCUGGUAGAAACUGCAUCUUCCUCACCUCGCGCGACUAGAAAGCCCUGCUGGGCUGAAAGAAUCGGCGCCAAUGGCACUCCGUACCCUGGCAGGCACCAGACUCCCGCGUCACCCGUCCACCGCUUCGCCAGUUCGGCGACCUCCGCGCCGGACCCCAAACCCGACCGGCCCGCCUUAGGGGGCUUGCUGAGUUCAUCGUACCGACAGCAUCAGGAGUCCCUGGCUGCAGAGAGGGAGAGGAGACGCAUGGAAAGAGAAGAACGUCUGCAGAGGAUUGAAAGAGAAGAGAGGAACCGCUUUAAUCGAGACUACGUUGACAAGAGGGAAGAGGCAAGACAGGCGAGAGAGGAAAGGUACAAGGCUGUGGAGCGUUUGGCCGCGGAGGAGUUCGAGCGGGAGUCGCCCAGAGCGCCGACACGAGGCCGGACGGAGAUCACUCUGUGCCUGAGCUCCAUCUCCUCCGGCCGCUCCGCGUCUCGCUGCGUCACGCCGUCGCCCGUCAUCUCGCAGGAGGACGGCGUCACCGCUCCGCACCAGACGCCUGGAACAGAACCCACCUCCGAACCGAGCGCCGACCCACAAACCAAAACCAAAAGUCCAGCACCAGAGUUAGCAGUACCAGAACCUCCCCCCGCGCCUCCCUCUGGACCAGACAAACAGCAGACAGAAACAGAGUCACCUGCAGAGGCAGUGGAUGUUGUUGAGACUCAACUGGAAAAGAAUGCAGCGGCAGCAGCAGCAGCAGAGCCGGCGUCAGAUGAACAGUUAGGCAAGGAGAAAGAAGAGACGCAAGUGCAGGAGGAGCUUGGCGAACAGAAGCGUUGUGUUGAUGAAGUGGCGGCAGAAGGAGCGGAGGUGACCGAUGUAGCAGAGGUGGGAGAGACAGAUGUGGAAGUGGAGGUAGAGGAGGAGUGUGAGAAGGAGCAGCCGACAGAGAGGGAUGUGGAAGACAGCAUACUGCUGAGUGAGAAGGAGAGGCAGAAUGAGGAGGUGAACGAAAAGGACAACUGCUCUGCAUCCAGCAUCUCCUCCGCGAGUAGCACCCUGGAGAGGGAGGAGCGGGAGGAGAAACUCACCCAUGACAUCGAAGCAGGCCAGUGGACGAAGUGCAUUAAGGAGGCGGACGUGAACGACCAGUGCAACAAAAUUCUCAACAGCAAACGCUUCAUGCUGGACAUGCUCUAUGCUCAGAAGACAGCCGCCGAGGAUGCUGGGAACGAGGGAGAAUCGGAGAAGGAGAAGUGCACGUGUGAGAAGGAGACCGAGGGCGGCGACUCUGUGGCUAGCUUGGCCACCAGGAUCUCCACGCUGGAGGCUCACAGGCAGGCCCGAGACGAAAAUGUGAAGAAAAUGGAAGUGGGGCACCUGGACAACCAGGGCAGUGUCCGAGCGGUGGCGGAGAAGUUUGGAGAUCUGGUCAAGGGCCUGACAUCUCCAGCUGAAGUUGAGACCUCAAAAGAGCAGCAGCAGACGCAGCAGCAGCAGCAGCAGCAGCAGCAGACUGACAAAUCACCCGCCGCUGCCUCGUCGGCUCUGCCCCCGAAGAAAGAGUCCGACCACAUCUGGGACCAGCUGAUGGCCGCACCCAGGGAGCUGCGCAUCAAAGAGAUGGACUUCACGGACCUGAGGGAGGAGGACGACUUGGACAUUUUAGACGUGGACAGUGGGACGGGGUCAUGUGACCUCAUACCGCCUCUGCCCCCCGUCCCGUGCAACGCCGUCCUGCCCCCGCCCCCGCCCUUGUUCGGGUGCCCCCCUCCGCCCCCUAUCCUCGGCAAAAUGAUGCCCCCGCCUCCGCCGUUCAUGGCCCCCAUCCCCCCGCCCUCCCCUCAGCUGAGUCGAGGGGAGGCGCCUCUCUUCCAGAAGAAGAAGAAGACCAUCCGUCUCUUCUGGAACGAGGUGCGUCCCGUGGACUGGCAGUGCAAGAGUCAUAAAUUCUGCAAGGAGUCCCUGUGGUCCAAACUGGAACCAAUUAAACUCGACACAUCCAAGCUGGAGCAGCUGUUUGAGUCCAAGUCCAAGGAGCUGCCUGUCACGAAGAAAGCGGCUGUUGAUGGCAAGCGACAAGAAAUCAUCGUCCUGGAUUCAAAGCGCAGCAACGCUAUAAAUAUCGGCCUGACUGUCUUACCUCCGCCCCGCACCAUCAAGACCGCUAUUCUCAACUUUGAUGAGUACGCGUUGAACAAGGAAGGCAUUGAGAAAAUCCUCACAAUGAUCCCCACAGAGGAGGAGAAGCAAAGGAUCCAGGAGGCUCAGCUGGUCAACCCUGACAUUCCUCUGGGCAGCGCCGAGCAGUUCCUUCUCACCCUCUCCUCCAUCACAGAGCUGUCUGCCCGCCUGCAGCUGUGGGCAUUCAAGAUGGACUAUGAGCUUAUUGAGAAGGAAGUUGCGGAGCCUCUGCAGGACUUAAAGGAAGGAAUGGACCAGCUUCAGAAAAACAAGACACUCAGACACAUCUUGACCACACUGUUGGCCAUUGGUAACUUCCUCAACGGCUCUAAUGCUAAAGGCUUUGAGCUGAGCUAUUUGGAGAAGGUUCCGGAGGUGAAGGAUACGGUUCAUAAGCAGUCCCUGCUGCACCACGCCUGCUCCAUCGUGGUUGAGAAGUUUCCAGACAGCACCGAUCUCUACUCCGAGAUAGGUGCUAUCACCCGCUUGACCAAGGUGGACUUUGACCAGCUGCAAGACAAUCUGUCUCAGAUGGAGCGAAGGUGCAAAGCAUCAUGGGAUCACCUCAAGGUCAUUGCAAAACAUGAGAUGAAACCCGCACUGAAACAAAAAAUGUCCGACUUCCUCAAGGAUUGCGCCGAGAGAAUUAUUAUUCUCAAGAUCGUGCAUCGGAGAAUUAUCAACAGGUUUCACGCCUUCCUGUUGUUCCUGGGCCAUCCGAUAUACGCAGUGCGUGAGGUCAGCAUACACCGCUUCAGCAAGAUCCUGAGUGAAUUUGCCCUGGAGUAUCGCACAACAAGAGAGCGCGUGCUGCAACAGAAACAGAAGAGGGCUAACCACCGGGAGAGGAACAAGACCAGGGGGAAAAUGAUAACAGAUAGUGAGGAAGAUGACGAUAUCGAGAGUGGCAAAUUUGCCGGUGCCCCAUCGGAGGCACAGGACAGCCAGCCUCAGGGUAUCCAGUCCGCCGAAGAUGCAGCGGAGCAUGAGAACAUGAAGGCCGUACUGAAAACCAGCCUGCAGGGCGGAGAGAGCGGCGCGUCGACAGUGCCAGGCCUCCGCACGCGCACCCGAGCCAGCAGCACCAGAGGGCGUACUGCCCCGUGGUGCUCGACCAACGACGACCCAGUGAACUGCACAGACGACACAGCUGAUGAGAUCAUGGAGAGGAUAGUUAGGUCAGCCACUCAGGGGCCCAGCCAGCGGACGCAACCUCGGGAGAGGAGACGAUCCCGAGUCAACCGAAAAUCAUUGAGAAGGACACUGAAGAACGGUUUGACAACAGAGGAGGCGAACGCUCUCGGCUUGUCCAGUGGUUCGGAGAUGGCGGUGUGAGCUGGGCCCCGCGGUCGCACUGGACGUGAAGACAUCUGAAAGCCCUUUCACUGCCCUCUCCUGCCAGCGCCUGCGCCCGAACCCCGGCAACCCCACUCCGCUUUGGCUUGGCCACUAAACUAAACUCUCCCCCGGCUUCGAUGAGUUGAUCUCACCUUUGUGCGUUUGCGUUUCCAUGGGCUUGACACGAGUCCGCCCCGGGACAAGCACCACUGCAGUCAGACCACUAAGCUUCGCUCCUGCUGGACAAACAUGUGCACUCACAAGGCUUAACUACGAUCAUCCUCUGAGCGCGUCACCGCACUCGAACAAACUUGCAAAAGUGUGUUUGUUUUUUUUUUGUUUUGUUUUGUUUUUUUAAGGCCGAGGGCAUCAAAACGGUUCAAUCUCCGUGGCCUUGACUGAAGCCGAAGGGCCUGAAGUGUGGUCCAGACACUAAACCCUCACAUAACUGUCCCCCCCCCCCCCCGGGUUUAGUGUCGGCCCUGCAGCUUGACUGACAGACUGAACAGAAAGACUUCUCAUCUAUUGAAUAGAUGGCUUUGUGCGGAGGCUUGUGUACUACUGUGGUAGUUUUGUGUUUCAUUUUGCUCAUGAAGGUGCUCAAACGCGGAGAACAAUUGCACUGGACGUAAAAGCUGGGUAUCAAUGGAGCGCGAGAUCCUCGACACUGAUGAACCACUCUGACAUCUGAAUCUGAAUAUACACUAACCAGCAAAGAAACAGUAGCACAGUUUUUAAUGUCUAAUCAAGGUGGACAGAUUCAGGCAGAUGUGCAGUAGUUUACCGGAUGGGAAGGAGAAGCAGAGAAACGGUGCAAAACGUUUUUUUGUUUUGUUUUUUUUUUUAUUCCAGAGAGUUGCUGCGGGGGUUGAAGGGUUUUGCUACUAGUUCGAGACUGACGCUCAUCACGCAAACAUGUUUAGCUUUAAAGCCGACGAGUCGCAUCACGUGAUCCAUUCUCGCCGACGAGGCGAACAUCUGGGAGGCACGUCCGAGGGCGGCGGGCGCAGCGAGCAGCCUUCACCGAGCCGUUCCUUUUAUUUUGUAGAGACUACGAGCUGCACAUUUCAGAGUGCCUUUCAGAGACCGUUAUUUAUUAAAAGACGUUUUCAGGGACAUGUAAUCACACAAAUGUUACUACAGAUGUGCGGUCUGUGAGGGGGGAGCCGAGUAGAUCAUUCAUGAGCUGUGAUUUCUUUUUAACCAGUGUUUUUAAACUUGCAGAAUUUCUCGUUUUUUUUUCUUGUUUUUUUUUUUUCUCCACGUUAUGUCUUGGAUCAAAUAGUUUACGAAGAUAGCUUUAAAGUAUUUAUGACAACUUAGGAGUUGGUUAUGCACAUUAGCUGUAUCCUGUUGCCUUACUGUAAAAAUGCGGGCAUGCAUAGUUCCACUCCAGUCACGAUGUAGGUAAAUAAGAGUUAAAAAAAAAAAUAGACCAGGCGACAUGAAUUUGUAGUUCAGCUGGCAUCACUGGAGAUCUCAGUAUCAGGUGGGUACGUAAUGAAUAGUACUGGUAAUGUUUAAUGCACAUAAAACCUCUAGAAUUUACCCACUUUAAAACACGUCGGUCUGUAUUGAAGUGAACAAAGCAGCAACCUUUUGGCUAUAUAUCGCUCAGUUUAAUUUUUUGUUUUUUGAAACUAUUUACGAGCUCGUUGUGCUAUCGAUCACUCUGGAAUGGCUUCGACUGAACCUGCGACGCGUUCAGUUCCAACAUGCCGUGCCACCCGCGAGUUCAAUCUACCCGCUUGCAAAGUUUCACUGUGACGGAAACAUAGCCAUCGACAGAGAUAAAGUAUUAAACGCAUCGUCAUAAAGCUACGCGAAAAAAAGAAAAGAAAAAAAUACCACACCAGCACUACAUUUUUUUUUUUUUGUUCGUUUUGUUUUUGUUUAGAAUUUACUGGAAACUAUUUCAGCACCUUAGGCUCAAUGUGUAGCAUGCCACUUAGUUGAACUGAAGUUACAAGAGGAAGAGCUCAUCGUGUUCCCCAGAUUGUACUAAAGCAAUAGCGGGGAACGCUGUAAAACAAUUUACAUGUCAUAAUGUCUUUGUGUGUGUGUGUGUGUUUUUUUUUUUAUUAUUGUUGUUUUUUGCUCCAUGUGUAGAAUAGUGUAUAAUAGACUAAAAAGCAGUGUUAUUCUAAGUAUAAUUUAAGAAAAACAAACCACGCAGGGUUUAAAAAUUAAAAAAAAAAGUGUCACUUCUGCUUAAAAGAAAAGAAGGUUCACUUUGGUUCUCAGAUCUGUAGGGUUUACAUGUGUGCGACUGAAUAUUCUCAAAAAGCGAUUGAAUCCACCAGUGGAAUUCCUCAGAAGCCUCCGAUUUCACCGCACUCCACAUUGUUCUUUUAAUUUAUCAUCAGCCCGUCACACAUUUGCUGCCUGUGCCAUUACAUCACUGUGGAAUUUGGACACAAGUGCUAUACAGCGAAAGGCUUCUGUAGCUUCUUUGCCCACAGCAAAAACUAUGUAACUACUACAAUAAAAAGGCUCAUUAAAACAUCCUUUGACAGUUUUCUUUUUUAAUCAUGUUUAAAGUUGUUCCGUGGGGAUGAGAAAAGAAAGAAGAAAAAAAAAUAAGAGCAAGCACAAAAACUUAAGCCUCUUUAUUUUUUUAAGUCCACGCAACCCAUGGUUCAAGUCACUUUAUAUUCAAGAGCAUACAGAGGUCGAUGACAAGCGCAAGUUUACCGCUCACAUGGUGUUCACACAUGGCCGUCAUAGCAGACCUCAUUUGGUCUUGUGUAAAAUUCCUGCAUGUCCACAGGUGUCAUGGAACUAAAUGUGAUUAUGGUUUGCUUUGAAUAAAUUGCAGAGACAUUACAAUGAACAAGACAGCUACCUAAAAAACAAAAAAAAAACAAAAAAAGAGGGGAAAGGUAGGAAAUGGUAGGAAGUACAACUGAGCAUCCAAAAAAAAAAUAAAAAUAAAAAAAAUAAAAACAAAUCAGCUGAAACAGUCUCAGCAAAUCCAGUGCAACCCAAGACACGUUCUGCUUUAUACUAGCUGACAAACUAAAAACAAGGGCACAUAUUAAGAAUUAUAUAAUUUGUAUCUCCUGAUCAUAAUUCAAAUUUACCAAUGUACAUUUUCCCUGAACAACUGCCUUUGCACAGUACCUUAGAAUUGAAUAGAUAAAUUACAAAAUGGAGUUAUUCCCUUUCCAUCGGACAUGAUUUACUUAGCAAAACCCCUGAAUAACUGACAGGCUUAUGCAGUUUACAUUUUAUAUUGCUACAUCGUUUUAACAAAGAUUAACAAAGGAUUUUUUUUUGUUUGUUUUGCAUAUAUUCUUAGGUUUGUGUUUUGGUGUGCGUUUGCACCAAUAAUGUCAAAUUAUCUCAGAAAUAGCACCAAAGGACAAAAUGCUUGACCCCUUUAGAAGUCAGAGGCGUUUAUUAAAAAUAUGUUUUAGAAAUAGAACAUAGCAAGUGUGCAGUGCAGACUAAUCAUUGACAAAGUGAUUUGAUUUUUUUUUUUUCUUAAUGGCAAGGAAGUAAACAA
Mugil cephalus (flathead mullet) is the source of this 9124-nucleotide messenger RNA. It is a transcript of the gene fhod3b, whose product is annotated as formin homology 2 domain containing 3b. Gene Ontology annotation, molecular function: actin filament binding. Bases 418 to 5613 code for a protein of 1731 amino acids. Gene Ontology annotation, biological process: cardiac myofibril assembly; actin filament network formation; sarcomere organization. The record is from RefSeq and is a predicted model, not a curated record. Lineage: Eukaryota; Metazoa; Chordata; Actinopteri; Mugiliformes; Mugilidae. The transcript is spliced from 28 exons. Gene Ontology annotation, cellular component: cytoplasm; cytoskeleton.